Molecule: messenger RNA, 459 nt
Organism: Procambarus clarkii (red swamp crayfish)
Lineage: Eukaryota; Metazoa; Arthropoda; Malacostraca; Decapoda; Cambaridae
Source: RefSeq, a predicted model, not a curated record
AUGGGUGUUAGUGCAGGGGGGUCGCAGGCCAUGGGUGUUAGUGCAGGGGGGUCACAGGCCAUGGGUGUUAGUGCAGGGGGGUCGCAGGCCAUGAGUGUUAGUGCAGGAGAGUCGCAGGCCAUGGGUGUUAGUGCAGGGGGGUCACAGGCCAUGGGUGUUAGUGCAGGGGGGUCGCAGGCCAUGAGUGUUAGUGCAGGAGAGUCGCAGGCCAUGGGUGUUAGUGCAGGAGAGUCGCAGGCCAUGGGUGUUAGUGCAGGAGGGUCACAGGCCAUGGGUGUUAGUGCAGGGAGGUGGCAGGCCAUGAGUGUUAGUGCAGGAGAGUCGCAGGCCAUGGGUGUUAGUGCAGGAGGGUCGCAGGCCAUGAGUGUUAGUGCAGGAGAGUCGCAGGCCAUGGGUGUUAGUGCAGGGGGUUGCAGGCCUUGGGUGUUAGUGCAGGGGGUGGCAGGCCAUGGGUGUUAG